GUUUUCUAGAUAACCGGAAUGGAGGUCAAUUCAUUUUGACCAAUGAAAUUUCUCAAUUGUGAACGACCUUGAACUCAGUUAAUUAAAGAUAGCGAUGGCUCUGACAAGAAUCUCCCCGACUUUUCAACGGGCUCUUCAGCAGUCCUGUAGAUAUUACGCGACUAAAACGCCCACAACAAAGUUGUUCAUUGAUGGCAAGUUUUUGGACUCAAAGACAGACAGAUGGAUUGACCUCCAUAAUCCAGCCACCAAUGAGGUGAUCACGCGCGUGCCCCAGGCAACUCAGGCUGAGAUGCAAGCCGCAGUGGACUCGUGCAAGAAGACGUUCAAGACCUGGUCCCAGUCCACAGUGCUCACGCGCCAGCAGUGCAUGUUCAAGUUCCAGCAGCUCAUCAAGGACAACAUUAAAGAGCUGGCUCGUCUGAUCACCUUGGAGCAAGGCAAGACGCUGGUGGACGCAGAGGGAGACGUGAUGCGAGGGCUACAGGUGGUCGAGCACUGCUGCAGCAUCACUUCCCUGCAGCUCGGCGAGACCAUGUCGGGCAUCGCUAAGGACAUGGACACCUACACGAUACGGGUCCCACUGGGAGUCACUGCUGGCAUCACGCCUUUCAACUUUCCAGCCAUGAUCCCACUUUGGAUGUUCCCAGUGGCGCUGAUUACAGGUAACACGCAGGUUUUGAAGCCCUCAGAGCGUGACCCUGGUGCCACCAUGUUCCUGGUGAAACUUGCGCAGGACGCAGGCUUCCCUGAUGGAGCAGUGAAUGUUAUUCAUGGCGCUCACGAUGCUGUCAAUUUUAUCUGUGAUAAUCCUGAUAUUAAGGCCAUCUCAUUUGUGGGAUCAGAUCAGGCAGGAACACAUAUUUACGAAAGAGGGUCCAAAAAUGGAAAAAGAGUACAGUCAAACAUGGGAGCGAAGAAUCAUGGAGUUAUAAUGCCAGAUGCAAACAAGGAAAACACUCUCAACCAGCUGGUUGGUGCAGCCUUCGGCGCUGCGGGUCAGCGGUGCAUGGCGCUGUCUACGGCGCUGUUUGUGGGUGAGGCCAAGAAGUGGAUUCCAGAGCUGGUGGCGCGGGCAAAGCAGCUCAAGGUCAACGCGGGUCAUGAGCCUGAUGCUGACCUGGGUCCACUUAUCUCCCCUGCCGCCAAGCAGCGCGUCUGCAGUCUCAUUCAGUCGGGUGUAGACGAGGGGGCCCAACUACUUCUGGACGGGCGCAACAUCAAAGUGCCUGGAUAUGACAAGGGGAACUUUGUCGGACCCACCAUUCUUCAUAAUGUUAAACCUGAGAUGAAGUGUUACCAGGAGGAGAUCUUUGGCCCCGUGCUGGUCAGUAUGGAGGUGGAUACACUGGACGACGCCAUCAAGGUCAUCAACAAGAAUCGCUAUGGUAAUGGAACUGCCAUCUUCACAACCAACGGGGCUACAGCCAGGAAGUACACUCAGGAGAUUGAUGUUGGUCAGAUUGGUGUCAAUGUUCCUAUUCCUGUCCCACUACCAAUGUUCUCAUUCACCGGAUCCCGAGGCUCCUUCAUGGGUGACACAAACUUCUAUGGAAAACAGGGCCUCAAUUUCUACACGCAGCUCAAGACGGUGACUCAGAUGUGGCGCGGGGAGGAUGCCACAGUAACCAGACCUGCUGUCGCCAUGCCCGUCAUGAAAUAAGUGCCGAAAAAUUGUCAUGAAAUUUAGCCCCGUUUCUGGGAAAACUGGGUUAAAUGCACGCGGGUAAAGUGUUGUCCCAGAUAAGGCUAAUUAGGGACAAAGCUUUCCGCUUUCAUGAAUUUUUUUGUUUACAGUAGGUCUUCUAGCCGGAAAAUUCAGUUUAUGCGGAAAGUUUCUUCCCUGAUUAGCCUGUGCCUUUUAGCACAAGCUAAUAUGGGAAGAAGUUUAACACACAUGCAUUUGAUCCAGUUUUCCCAGAACCAGGCUCAAUUAGUUGUCAAAUAUGCGGCGUAUGUUCUGUUCACAACAUGAGGGAACAAUCAUUUUUGAAGACUGGCUGUUAUAAGAGUGCUAGAUUGUUGUGAGGAAUUUUGUUGGCACAUUUUGCACAAAAUUGCAAAUUGUUGAAGAUCAUGGACAAAUGUUGCUGAACAAAAAUAAAUUAUAAGCUUUAUUUUACGUUAUUCUGUUAGUUAAAUUAUCAACUAAAAAUCUUAGUUUAAAAAAAUUAUGUUGCAUAUUAAAAUUGUUAAAAUAAGACCUUGUUUAAAAAUAAAUGCCAUACAUAAUUUGUCAAAUGUUUGUGUUUAGCAUAUUGCAACAAGAAUGUUUAAGAUUUUUUUUUGACAUACAGUAAAUGAUACAAUAGCUUCGCUAGCUCUUCUGUUAUAGCAAAGGUUCUUAGGGACUUUUUGAUUGGUUAUUAUAUAUAGAUAUAUAUGGCUUACUUGUUUCUUUAUUGUUUUGUGAUAAUUCUUGAUACUUCUUAUGCCAUGAAAUUUAAUCUGAUUGUAUAAGCAAGGUUCCAAGUAUUUUUCUAUUUAUAUCUUUGGGCAUUCCACUAUUUCAUGGAAACAUCAACAGUUGAAAUAAUGUUAAUAUUUGUUCGUUUAACCUGAUUUGUAAAUAAACUUGCUACGAUAA
This is a messenger RNA of Dreissena polymorpha, 2587 nucleotides long. Its product is annotated as methylmalonate-semialdehyde dehydrogenase [acylating], mitochondrial-like. Gene Ontology annotation, biological process: L-valine catabolic process; thymine catabolic process. The transcript is spliced from 14 exons. The record is from RefSeq and is a predicted model, not a curated record. Lineage: Eukaryota; Metazoa; Mollusca; Bivalvia; Myida; Dreissenidae. Gene Ontology annotation, cellular component: mitochondrion. Gene Ontology annotation, molecular function: methylmalonate-semialdehyde dehydrogenase (acylating, NAD+) activity; malonate-semialdehyde dehydrogenase (acetylating, [NAD(P)+]) activity. Bases 95 to 1663 code for a protein of 522 amino acids.